This is a messenger RNA of Podarcis muralis (Common wall lizard), 4349 nucleotides long. The record is from RefSeq and is a predicted model, not a curated record. Lineage: Eukaryota; Metazoa; Chordata; Lepidosauria; Squamata; Lacertidae.
GAUGAAGGUAAGCACAGUUUCUUUUCACUCACUACUGAGGAACUACAAAGUCUCUGCACACUAGGGAUUAGGUCAGAGAAUGCUGUAACCAGAUCAUCUUGAGCCCUGGUUUUUCCACUCUUUUAAAAGUUAUUUAAAACUGCAAUUUUCUGGUGAGGGAGCAGGUUGUGUCAGUUCUUUGACAUAAUACCAGUGCGUGGAAGGUUUCAUUUUGGCUCACCCUGGUAUGUUUCUACAUUUGUUUCUACAAUGUCUGUGUCUGUUCAAGCUGCCAAGUAAUAGGAAUGAAGUGGCUCUAUCUUUCUCCAUUAAUAAUGAUCUCUACAGUCACUCCUCUCGAUAAGAUAUUAUUCCAACUGUUGCACAAUAAACUGAGCAAACAAUCUCCUUGAUAUCUAUUAAAAACUCCCCAAGUAUAUGCUGACUUUCCUGCCUUUGGGUUAGGUCAGAUAGUUUGGCCUUCCAGAGGUUUGCUGAACUGCAACUCCCAUAAUCCCUGCCCAUUGUCCAUGCUUGCUUGGCCUGAUGGGAGUUGUAGUUCAGCAACAUCCAAAGGGCCUCUGGGUUAAGUCCUGUGCAGGUGCAGGUGUCUGUGUGAACUGGCCACCAGCUUUAAUUAUAUCCAUUUGUUCAGAAUCAGAGCAUCUCAAGCUUUGUUGUCAUAACCUGGGGGAAGUCUUGUUUUUCCUGCGAGCUCCAGAAUUCUGGUUGCUACUGCCAAAAGAAAAGUGUUACUUUCUUUAAAAUUCUGACAGAACGCCACUGCAUGAAUUUGGUCCAGAAGUAUGUCGAUAAAUCUGGCAUUCUUUCUUGCUUUCCCUUAUUCCUCAAACUUCUCCCUGGAACAACCAAGAAGUAAAACUUCUCUUCCCUUGCUCUUUCCCCGCUACUUCAAAGGCCCUUUAAAAGUUCACCCGGUUUGCUGAUGAUUGUACCAAAUGAUUUAGGUUAUUAAAAACAAAAGGGGGGAGCCAAGAGCUCCAAAAGCAGUGGGGUGAUUAUUAUUUUGGUCACAUUGAUAAAUAAGGACUAUUUUAAUUCUGUCUGGACAUGGCAGGUUAUAUUUCUGGUUUGUUCCACUGACUGAUCACCAGUAAACAUUGUUGUGGGUAGUAUGAGCGCAGUCUGUUACCUUCUGUACUAAUCCUCUUCUGCUGAGCAUACACCACUAAAACUUCACACAGAUCUUUCCUGUUUUCUUUAAAAGGGAUGUUAAAAAUAAAUUUAAUGGGCUAGAAGCAGAAACAACAGGCUUGAGUAUUACACCUGCCUGUAGCACCUCUGGGCAAUUUUGUAUAGCCUUCGACUUUCCUAUUCCCCCCCCACACCCUUUUUUAAAAUAAAAACAUCUUAAUAAAAAUACUGGUGGCAGUUCUAUAUAAAGUCUUGGCAAAAACUUCCUUCUAGCUGGCCUCCUUGAACUUUGACUGCAUAUGAUUUAUGAUCUGAUAUUCUAAGCCACAUGGAGAUAAAAAACACACACAGAGAGAGGCUUUGAUAGUUUUGAGGGUUGUCUUCACACACGCUUCAUGCACAGCGGCUCCCAGACUUUGGAACUCCCUCACUAGAGAAGUCAGACUGGCUCCCUUCUUGCUGUCUUUCUGCCAGCAGGAUUUGUGGACAUGCUGUUAAUCUACAUUUAGGCAGAGGAGCCUGCAAAACAGAUGUGCCACAGAAUGUGUGUUUAGAUGCACUCCAGUCCCUGCAAGUAAAUGGUCAUUUGAAGCAAUGGAAAGACCUGGGGAAGAACUCUCUGAAAGUUCCCAUGCGGAGGACAAGGAAGAGGAUGGAGCAGCCUCAGGCAUCUCUUCCACUCUCUGCUUGAAUGAUGUGGGAAACAUGCAGGUGGAGAUGCUGGAGAAGGCCAGGGAGCUCUUCAGGCUCUGUGACAAGGAGGAGAAGGGCUUUAUCACCAAGCUGGACAUGCAGCGGCUACAAAGUGAACUUCCUCUCACUCCCGAACAACUAGAAUCUGUUUUUGACAGCCUAGAGCAAGACAAUAAUGGGUAUCUCACGCCAGUCGAAUUCAGUAUGGGACUAGGCAAGUUCAUAGGGAUUGGGCAGUAUGAGAGCUCUGGAAGCACCAGGCACGAGGAGACUUUUGAGUCAGGCUGGUCAGAUGACUUGGACCAGGAAGAGGAAGAGAAGAGGUUUUGCUCCAUGUUGGAGCAGCUCGAAGCAUCCCAGGUCUUUGAAGAUCAGAACGAGGUUCAGGAGCUCUGGGCUCAACUCCGGAAAGAAAAGCCAGAACUCCUAACCAGUUUUGAAGAAUUUCUCUUCCACAUUUCCUCAUAUGUCAGGGACAUGCAUCACGAGAAGGAAUCGAUUGAGCAGGCCUUGAAACGGAGGGAGGUAGACCAUGACCGCGAAAUCAGGUGCCUUUAUGAAGAAAUGGAGCAACAAAUCAAAGCAGAAAGGGAACGGCUGCUGAGCCAGGUAAACACCUCAUUCCUUACUCUCAGGAUGCCUGAGCUGGACACUGAGCUCGGUUGCUAAAUCAAUGAGCCACAUCCUUGCAAAGUGCUGGAGAUUUAUUUUUAUGCUGAACGUUGGAGUGAAGAAAAAAAGGAAAAGCACCAAUUUAUCUACUUUUUGCAGGGAUCAAUGAAGCAUGAGAAGAGCAGCUUGCUUCAGAAAGAGCUGCAGAGCAAAGAACAAGAAUUUGAGAAGAUGCUAUACCACCAGAAAAAGCUGGAACAUCAGUUACAGUCCCAGAGCUCAGAGCAGCUGGAAAUGCGGGUGCAAAAUGAGAGGCUGAAAAUCUUGAACGACAAUCUCCUGGACCAACUGGAGAGAAGCAAAUGGGAGUUGGAGGUAGCCCGAGGUCACCUGCAACAGCUGCAGAAAGAAGCCCAGCUAGAGCAGGAACAGAAAAACAGGGAUGUAUUCAGAGUCUCUAAGAAUAUGCAGAAAGAAAAGAAAAGCCUCCUGCGACAACUGGAACUGCUCAGGGAGAUGAACAAGAAGCUGCGAGACGAGAGAGAUGCCUUUGAAGCCAAGAAGCUGGCACUUGAAAGCAAAAGACCCCUCUUGAAGAAGGGGUCAGCGAUAGGCAAAUACCUAGUGGAGGAGAAGCCAGUCAAACGGCAGCUUGCUCCAGGAAGUACUCCCCUUGUCCUGCCAAAAGAUUUUUAUUUGGAAGAGAAAAACUGUAAACUCUUCCUGACCAACACUGCCAGUUUGAAGCAGGGAAGAGGAAUCAAUUCAUCUGUGGAGGAAUAUGCGGUUCUUAGGAAAACCGAGAGGCAGGAAACAGCAGGAAAUGUUGGGAAGCCAAAGUCUCUAAUGAAGACCAGCACAAUCCAGAGAGAAAAGACCAACAGACCUAAUUAUCUUCAUUUAUCACCAAGUAGGGGGCCCACUGGUAAUGAAACUGUGCCAGCUAGUUCUUCUCCUGACCGUGUCUUCAAAGUAGUGUUUCUUGGUAAUUCCGGAGUUGGCAAGAGCACCUUCAUCCAUCGCUUCUGCUACAAUAGAUUCCUGGCUGGGAUCAGCUCAACUAUUGGCGUUGAUUACCAGGUGAAGAGCUUGAUGGUUGACAACACACAGGUGGUUUUGCAGCUAUGGGAUACAGCUGGGCAGGAAAGAUUCCAGAGUAUUACCAAGCAGUAUUUCCGGAGAGUGGAUGGCAUCCUGGUCAUGUAUGACGUCACAGCAGAGUGCUCCUUCAUGGCGGUCCGAAACUGGAUGAGUUGUAUCCAGGAUGGAAUUGAAGAUGGUGCAGUGAUAUUUCUUGUUGGAAACAAAAUGGAUACAGCAGACAAAGAGGAACCCAAAGUCCCCAGGGCUGAGGGGGAAAGGCUGGCAAAGGAAUAUAAAGCUGUCUUCUAUGAAUGCAGUGCAAGGACUGGCUAUAACAUUCAGGAACCCAUGCUGCACAUGGCAAGACUGUUGACAGCACAUGAGGACAAACAGAGAGAGCAGGCAUUGCACCUGGAGGAGUACAACAAGAGGAAGGGAUGCUGUUUGUAACAGAAUCGUUCAGGGAUAUGUUAGAAAAUAAAGAACAGCCUAAAGCACAGAGUUGGCUGCCUCCCUGCAAGAAGAUAGGGAUAACUGUGAUUGAACUGAAGGAAGAGUCAAGAUCUUUUUUUAAAAUAAAGAAAGAAAAGAGUGCUGUAUCAAAGUGACAUGACAUCUUUUGCAGCUGCAAAUCGCUCCUGCUUUUUCCGCAAUGCUUCAGGGAAGUGCUUCAAAUCACAGCUCAUAGAUCCAGCAUUAUUGGCUUACCUAUAAAACCAUUCAAGCUACUUCACAGGGUCUCAAGACUACACUCAGAAACAAUGUGAGUUAUGCAAGUGUAAGUUAUUGCAAUGGAGUCGUGCAACAAUAAAGUGAUAAUGACUUGA